This is a messenger RNA of Leptomonas pyrrhocoris, 796 nucleotides long. RefSeq lists its product as hypothetical. The transcript has a single exon. Lineage: Eukaryota; Euglenozoa; Kinetoplastea; Trypanosomatida; Trypanosomatidae. The coding region runs from base 92 to 796 and encodes 234 amino acids. The record is from RefSeq and is a predicted model, not a curated record.
GUUCAGAACACACGUUAUUUGGCGCGGGCUGUUAUAUAUAUAUUAUCGUUCCACAGCUUCGGAACUCAAGCUCGUACGCAAAAAAGUAGACAUGCGGGUAACGCGGCUGUUCUCCGCUGCCGGCUUUGCCGGGGCUGCCUGGACAGCGACGCCGCUGCGGAGACAGUUCUACAAUAUCGGUAACCCCAACGAGAGCGUGCUGGAGCUGCGCCGCAAACUCGACGCGCAGAUGCGCGAGAAGCUGCCGCGUUUUAAGACAAUCGAAACGGAGAGCCGUCUGAUCGUUCAACUCGCGCGCAGCCAUCAGCCCGACGAGCGGGAGGAGGCGCUGGCGCUUGGCGAGGAAAUGUGGGGGGAGCUGAACGACGAUAGCUCGCCCAUCCCCUUUUCCUCCCGCACGGCCAUGAAGAUAUCCCUCUGCUCCUCGUUGCGCCGCAGUGCGUUGAUGAGCAAAAACAAGGUGGUGGCGGAAAUAUGGACCGUCCGCUUUGCAGAGCGCGCGGCGAUGGUGGCACCGCGGGACUUCGUGGACAGUCCGCCAGCAGACGGGAGGGUUCGCGGCUGGCGUGAGGCACGGGCACAGGCGCGCCCCGGCACCGGGAUCGACGCGGACGACUUAGAAGCGGAUGCCCAGGAAGAUGCAACGGCGGACACGAAGAAGGACGACGCGACCAAGAAGAAGGUGAAGGAACCGACUGUUUUCGAUCGAUUUCGCCAACAAAAAAUGGUGGAACACCCAACGGUGGAGCUGGCCUUUCGACGCAAGCCUGGUCCCGGCCCCCGCUUCACCGGAUAA